UAUUAAGAUAAUUUAAUAUUUGAGCCGAUAAUAGGCAACAGCCAAAUGGGUAACUUGGGAUCCACAUUAAAAGGUUCACACAUCUCCUCUAAACUGAAGAGCAAUCCGCUCGCGAGAUCCCAUAAUGGAAGAAUUAAAACCCUCCACUGUAAUCAUGGCCGCCCUCUCCACACUCUCUCCGCCGCAUCUCUCCGAUCUCUCCCACUCCAUUUUCUCCGACGUCCACACCAGCCGCCGCCGCCUCACCUUCAUCCUCUCUUCUCCAACCCUCUUUUCCUUCACUCUCCGCCACCUCAAUUCCCUUUCCCUUUCCCACAAAUCUCUCCUCGUCGCCCGCUUCCUUCUAUCAGCCCUCCGCCGCCUCUCCCGUCCCUUCCAGACGCCGUCGAAGUCCUUCCCCCACCACCCUUCUACCGCCUUCGUUACCCCUCGCGACCUCGACGCCGCCGUCCUCCUCCUCCUUCUCUGCGAUGUACGCCAGCAUAAUCCGGCCGCCCUCGAAACUCCGAUCACCCAUUGGCGAUCGACCCUCUGUCGAAUCUACUCCGAUUCCCUCUUGACGAUCUCUGGCAUCGCCACCGGCGGCUCCGGGGCCAUUAUUCCGUACAUUGAGACUGUGGGCAGGUGCUGGAAAUUCGUGGGAUUUGUUGUGAGCCGCAACGGCGGGAAGGCCCGGAGAGAGGUGGCGGCGUCGCCUGUCGCAGUGGUGGAGUUGCCGUCGGUGGCGGUGGGCGGCUGUAUGGCGGUGGAAUGUGUGAUUUGUAAAGAGGAGAUGAAUGAAGGGAGAGACGCGUGUCAAUUGCCUUGUGAGCACUUAUUCCAUUGGCUCUGUAUUCUGCCAUGGUUGAGGAAGAGGAACACGUGUCCCUGUUGCAGGUUUCAGCUUCCCACAGAUGAUAUCUUCGGCGAGAUCCAACGGCUCUGGGACAUCCUCGUCAAGGUGGGCUCCCCAUCUGAUGGAGAUUAACGGUCAAGAUUGAACCGUUCUACGGAAGUAUCACAGAACCAGAUGCAGGGAUUUGAUUAACUCGGUUAGGCUAGUUUACACGUGCGGAGGAAACUAGAGGCCUGUAUGGUAUUAACCACAAUGGGUCGUCGUUAGGGGAAGGGGAGAAGAUGGGGUUUGAUAACGACACGUGUGGUUCACCUAAGGA
Molecule: messenger RNA, 1154 nt
Organism: Cucurbita maxima (winter squash)
Lineage: Eukaryota; Viridiplantae; Streptophyta; Magnoliopsida; Cucurbitales; Cucurbitaceae
Product: E3 ubiquitin-protein ligase SGR9, amyloplastic
Exons: 1
Coding region: 125-967 (280 amino acids)
Biological process (GO): protein ubiquitination
Cellular component (GO): cytoplasm
Molecular function (GO): ubiquitin protein ligase activity
Source: RefSeq, a predicted model, not a curated record